Fusarium vanettenii 77-13-4 is the source of this 726-nucleotide messenger RNA. RefSeq lists its product as uncharacterized. The transcript is spliced from 3 exons. The record is from RefSeq and is a predicted model, not a curated record. Lineage: Eukaryota; Fungi; Ascomycota; Sordariomycetes; Hypocreales; Nectriaceae. The coding region runs from base 1 to 726 and encodes 241 amino acids.
AUGGACGACCUGCGAUUCCGCUCCCAACAGUCCCCUAGGAGCAACGACUCGCCAAUGAACUCGCUUGUCUCACCUCCUCGUAAUACCUCGAGAAUGCCCGGCCCUCAAGUCCCAACCCACGUUGGCGCUCACGAUCAUCGAAACAACCUUUCUCGUCGCUUCACUACCGACUCGGGUCGAGUCCCUACACUCUCUUCCUUGAACGCCAUGGCUUCUCCCCAGCGAGGCCCCGAUCCGGGCCAGGAUUACAACACUAUGCACAAGGUGCAAUUGAUAGAGAAAAAGAAGAUGGAAUAUGAGCGCAUUCGGGAACAGAGACGGCGCUUCGAGUUAGAAAUGCAAAAACUGGACCAACAGCAACGGCGCGAAGCCAUCGAACUUGCUCAGAUGGAAGAAGAGAUGGGUCGAUUGGGCGGUCAUCAGUCUGAGCCCACCACACCACCCGAAUAUCGCGACAACUCUGGGUUUCCCUCCAUUUUCUCCCGACCGAGCCGAUAUUCGAUGUCCAGCUUGACCUCCCCUCCAGGUCUCUUUAACCGCCCUGGCCGCUCCGGCUCGCAACUUGCCUCUCCACAGUCUGGUAUCAUGCAGGGUCGUUUUGGAUUCGAGGACACCACGACGCAGAUGCCUUCUCGCUCUGUGCCGACUACGCGGCGGAACAGCGACGAUGAGAAGGAAGAGGCAGUUCGCCAAGACCCUAGUAGCCACCGGUCAACCAAUGCGUAA